This is a messenger RNA of Microplitis demolitor, 3141 nucleotides long. RefSeq names its product neurogenic locus Notch protein. The record is from RefSeq and is a predicted model, not a curated record. The transcript has 10 exons. Lineage: Eukaryota; Metazoa; Arthropoda; Insecta; Hymenoptera; Braconidae. The coding region runs from base 270 to 2663 and encodes 797 amino acids.
UAAUUUUUUAAUUUAAAAUUUAUGAUACUAUAACUUUAACGGAUAAAACCAGUUGUUAAAUAAUAAAAAAAUAAUAAAAAAAAAACAUCAAACAUUUUAUAGCAGUUGAGUUAGUAACGAAAUAUUUAACAGUAAUAAUAAGUUGUUUUUAUCCAUAGCUACUAAUUAAAUUAUUCCAGUGAAUUAUUAAAAUUUUCUAUGAAUCAAUUGAAUAAAUUAUGACUGUUUUGAAUUAACAAUUAUAGAUAGCGAAUAAAAUUUUUAAGCGUAUGUUGCCGAAAAUCAGUAUAAUGAUGCCGAUUGAUACUUUGUUUUUAAUACAUCGUAUAGUUUUUAUUUUCAUUCCAUUAUUGAGCAAUUCAAUUUCUGGAAACACAAAAAAUAACAAUUUUCACUGUGCGCAGAAAAAUAAUUUGUGUUAUCCUGAACAUCCAAAACCUUGUUGUGACCAAAGUAACAUUUGUACGGAAGCAAGUAAUGGUAUAUUCAAAUGUAAAUAUAAAGCACAUUUAGGAACAUCUUGUGAAUCAGAUGACGAUUGCAAUAUAGUAUGGCAUGCAAAAUGUUCAACAGAAUAUAUAUGUGUAUGUAGAUCAAAUUACAUUCAAAUUAAUAGGGCAAUAUGUGCACCUUUAUUAGGUGAAUAUUGUAUAAACAAUGAAAAAUGUGCACCCGAAAAUUCAGUUUGUAUAAAUAAUGAAUGCCAAUGCAAAGCUCAUUAUUCAAAGCAAUUAAAUACUUUUUGUAAGCCAAUGGUGUUGGGAGAAUUAUGUUUUAAUGAUGACUUUUGUAAGCUGGUUGAAUUUUCAAAAUGUUCAACUACUGAUUUUGUUUGUAUUUGUACAUCAAAUACUAUUGCAGUAAAUCAAACAUGUAAGCCACUUUUAGAUGGAUUUUGUGAAAAAGAUGAAGAAUGUGUUCCUGAUUAUUCUGUUUGUAUUAACAAUACAUGUAAAUGCAGCAGUUAUUUUUUACCUUUACUGAAUACUCAAUGUAAAGAAGCUUACAUAGGAAUGACUUGUAAACAUGACGUAGAUUGUAGCGAAAUGAUAAAUCAUUCUGUAUGUGACAGUAAUAUAUGUUCAUGCGAUUAUCGUUAUUUUCCAAUAAAUUACAUGACAUGUGCGCCAACUUACAAUAACUCCUGUCAAACAAAUGAGUUAUGUGCAAAUGAUAAUUCUGUGUGUUUUAAUAAUAAGUGUCAAUGCAAACCUAAUUAUGUUUAUCGAGAUUGGGAAUGCGUCCCAACAUUAUUAAAUGAUUCAUGCAACGAUGAUUCUAAUUGCAACCGAAUAAAAAAUGCAAUAUGUUCAGUAGAUAAAAAAUGCGUCUGUAAAAAUAAUUAUAAUAAGAUAAAUGAAAAAAAUUGUGGGUCGAUUUUGGAUGAAUUCUGUUUGAUAAAUAAACAAUGUGGUAUCAAAAAUUCAUAUUGUAUAAAUAAUCAGUGUCAAUGUGAAUUUAAUUUCGUGCCGAUAUCCAGCAAACAAUGCGCUCCAAUAUCCUUGAAAAAAAACUGUGAAUGUGACGACGACUGUCGUAAUCUUAAGCAUUCAAGAUGCUCAAAAAACCGCAUGUGUAUUUGUAACCCGAAUUACGUUUCUGUAAAUAAUAUGUGUGCACCUCUUUUAAAUGGAUUUUGUUCAACUGGUGAAAGAUGUGCAACUACAAACACUCGUUGCAUUGAUAAUAGGUGUAAAUGUAGACCUAACUACCAACUUCAGGCUAACAAUGACUGCAUACCAAUGCAUUUACAAGGAUCCUGCAAAUUAGAUUCAGACUGUCGUCUAAUAAAGAAUUCCAAAUGUUCAGAAAAGAAAAGAUGUAUUUGUGAUGAAAGCUAUGUUGUAAAAAAUGAAACGUAUUGCGAAUUAUUGAGUGACUUUUUGUGCAUCACGGGAAACUGUUCUGUGACACAAACAGUAUGUUAUUCGGAUGAAGAUUGCAGUGAAAGAAUAAAUACGCGUUGUUGGAAAAAUCAGUGCAUUUGUAACAAAAAUUACGUUCCGGUGAAUGAUACAUGUCUAGCAUAUCUUAAUGGAUUUUGUCAAAUAAAUGAAGAUUGUUUAGUUGAAAAUUCAGUUUGUAUUGUCAAUCGAUGUCAGUGCAAACCAAAUCAUGUAAUGCAAUCGAUAAAUCAUUGUGAGCCAAUUUCAUUGGGAAUGCCAUGUAAAUCAACUAUGAGUUGUAGUUUGAUCAAAAAUUCUGUUUGUUCAAAAAAUAAAAUUUGUAUUUGCGACCACAAUAAAUUGGCAGUAAAUAAAUUAAUGUGCAAACCAAUGAUAAAUGAAUUUUGCCUGAAAGAUGAACAUUGCUCUGUUGAAGAUCUACGUUGUUUGUAUAAUACAUGUCAAUGCCAAACAAAUUAUUCACCUGCAUCUGAUAGCCAAUGUAUAGAAACAUCUAUGUUACCCAAUUGUCAUGACCGUAUCGAUUGCAAUGAUCCAUUACGUGCAGAUUGUUCCGAUAAUAACAAAUGUGUUUGUAAAUCAAAUCAUAUCGCAUCUAAUAAUUCAACAUGCCUGCCACUUCUUGAUGGAUUUUGUUGGAAAAAUAGUCAAUGCAUCACUGAAAAUUCCGUUUGUUUUUAUAAUAGCUGCCAAUGCAAAUCUGAUUUUUUACGUGUGUCAAAUAAUUUAUGCGUACUAAGUGACUUAAAUAAUUAAUAGUAUAUUACUUCUGAAGGCACGAAAAGUAGGACAUUCCAACCUGCGUGUAUAAUUCCCUACCCGAGCCGAAUUCGAAGUUGGCAAAUACACGGAUUGAAACGUUCUACCUUUCGCCUAUGGUGUAUAUAUGAUUUUUCACCAGACUUGUACCUGAAAGCUUGAAUUUCUGCCUCCGUUUGUGAGAAGAACUACACAUGUUCUCAUUUUCAUCAUUUGUUUUCUCAUAAGAGAAAAGAACGACUUUCUUCCCUCUAAAUAGAACAGAAAUUAAAGCUUUCUGUGCAGGUCUGGUGAAGAAUAACUAACAAACUUAAUAAUUAAAUUGUCAUUUUCCUUUUGAUCAUUGAAACGGUAGACUAUAUCUUCAUUUUUACAGAGUAACCUAGUAAAUUUCAUCCAAGAAACAAUACUUUUUACAGUUAUAAGCUCUUUAGUGUAAAUCACGGUGUUCUUAUCGUAAAUUUUCAGAAUUUGA